This is a messenger RNA of Nycticebus coucang (slow loris), 1059 nucleotides long. It is a transcript of the gene ECRG4, whose product is annotated as ECRG4 augurin precursor. Gene Ontology annotation, biological process: cellular senescence; anaphase-promoting complex-dependent catabolic process; central nervous system development. The transcript is spliced from 5 exons. NCBI's taxonomy places the organism in Eukaryota, Metazoa, Chordata, Mammalia, Primates, Lorisidae. Bases 391 to 837 code for a protein of 148 amino acids. The record is from RefSeq and is a predicted model, not a curated record.
GGAGGAGGCCAGCGCAGCCCCAGCGGCUGCAGCGCGGGAGAAAGUGGAAGUGAGGGACAGAGCGGGUGUUGGGAUCCGGCAGCGCUGGCCACGUGGCGCACCACUGCCGAGUCCCCGGGGUCUCCCGCCUCGUGAGCAUCUUUGGCCUUGGAGCUGAGGACCCAGGCCUCCGCGGGGCGGGGACGGGAAGCAGGCUGUAGGCGCAACCGCCUGGCCCCGGCUCGGCUCCUUGGCUCGGCGCCCACCGCCGGGUCCCGCCCCGGCAGCUACGCAGGGAUAACUCGCGGACGCGCCCGCCUGCCUGCGACCCUCUUCCGCGCCGCCAGUCCUCCCGCAGAGGCUCGCAGUGAGCUCUUCGCUCUCCUGCCCGCCCGCCUGCCUGCAGCCACCAUGGCCACCUCCUCUGCGCGGCCCGCGGUGCUGGCCCUGACCGGGCUGGCGCUGCUGCUGCUGCUGUGCUUGGGCCCAGGUGGCAUAAGUGGAAAUAAACUCAAGCUAAUGCUUCAAAAACGAGAAGCACCUGCUCCAGCUAAGGCUAUAGUGGCUGUCGAGGAGAGCAAAGCCAAGGAAUUCCUCCCCAGCUUGAAGCGCCAGAAGAGGCAGCUGUGGGACCGGAGCCGGCCUGAGGUGCAGCAGUGGUACCAGCAGUUCCUCUACAUGGGCUUUGACGAGGCGAAAUUUGAAGAUGACGUCACCUACUGGCUUAACAGAGAUCGCAAUGGACAUGAGUCCUAUGGUGAUUACUACCAACGCCACUAUGAUGAAGAUGCUGCAAUUGGUCCCCGGAGCCCUUACUCCUUUCGGCAUGGAGCCAGUGUCAACUAUGAUGACUACUGACCACAACUAGCCACAUGGUUUACAAGAAACCACAGUAGUUCUCUUCAUGUAUCUCCUAGUGCCUUAUACGACUUGGUUUCUGUUUUGCUUUAUUUCAGCAGAUCUUUUCUACCUACUUUGUGUGACCAGAGAGUUAAAGCAAGGUAUAUAAAUGCCUUUUGAUAUUUCACAUAGUUAUCUUACUGAUGCAACUCAAGAAAUAAAAAUAAAGCAUUUUGUUAA